CCCGGACGGUGAAGUUUGUGAUCAUAUUGUAAUAGCAUCUUCACAAUCAUACCGAGUUUUAUAACCACUACAUAUCAAAGGAUUUAACUUACCCUUUCGAUAUAGAGAUUAAGAGAUAUUGUGGUCAGUGAAAAUGGCCACCAGUCGAGAAGGAGAGCGGGCGACAGACAAGGAGUGCAGCCAGUCCGGUCUGUUGACGCCGCCGCCUACGCCCACCAGUCCCUGUGGAUUCCAGUUCCCGGGUCUGGGUGCAGGUCUAGACCGAGGGUCAGCCUUUACGCCCUGGAUCCCGCGAGGUCCGUCACUCCUGCCACUCCUACCGCCAUUCCCCAUACUCCCCACCAUCGCCUCCGUCGCCGCCGCUGCCAGUGCCAAGCAGACGUCUCCAGGGUUAGACCCCAGGGUGAUGGGGAUGCUGCACAGUUACCAUUCUCUGGGUCAGCUGCCUUGGGCGGCUCUGGGUGCUGGCGACCUGGCCCUCAACCGUCUCCUGUUGACUCCUGGAGGCCGCCUCAGCCGACCCAAGAAGCGCUACAUCUGCAAGUAUUGUCAACGGGAGUUUACCAAGAGCUACAACCUGCUGAUCCACGAGAGAACACACACGGACGAGCGGCCCUUCCCCUGCGACAUCUGCGGCAAGGCCUUCAGGAGACAAGACCACCUCCGCGACCACAAGUACAUCCACAGCAAGGAGAAGCCCUUCAAGUGUGAGGUGUGUGGCAAGGGGUUCUGUCAGGCGCGCACCCUGGCCGUCCACAAGGCCCAGCACGCCCACGACACUCACCCAACCUCAACACAAACGUCUCCGUCACCUCCACAAAUCUCGCCCUCGACGAUACUGCCACCGAGAACGUCGCCAGGGAACCACACGAGGGACACUGAUAUACCCAUCCUCAGAAACCCGUCUGUGUUAACACCCACGCUACCUAAGGACAUUACCCUCAUACCCUUGUACAACUACCCUGUGAAGAAGGAGGCGGAGACGGACUCCCGGAAGCACGCCCUCGAGGCCCUGGUCUACCCAGCGGCCAAGAAACCUUUCCUGUUGACGGAAGCAGAAGAGAACAGCGGUAAGAAGAGACGAGGCUUCUCCAUCGAUGAUAUUAUGAAAUAGUCAGCCCUACCUCACCACACUAACCCACCUCCCAUGACUGAACUUACUGUACUCUACCUACCGUCUGUACCCUUCCUCCUCACCAUCUUUCUCUACCUGAGGGAAUAAGUCUUCUCACGACCCACCGGCAGCAGUCCAUGAAAUAAUCCACUUCUCUCUCU
Homarus americanus (American lobster) is the source of this 1275-nucleotide messenger RNA. Its product is annotated as zinc finger protein 865-like. Gene Ontology annotation, cellular component: nucleus. Lineage: Eukaryota; Metazoa; Arthropoda; Malacostraca; Decapoda; Nephropidae. The record is from RefSeq and is a predicted model, not a curated record. Gene Ontology annotation, molecular function: DNA-binding transcription factor activity, RNA polymerase II-specific; RNA polymerase II transcription regulatory region sequence-specific DNA binding. Bases 134 to 1114 code for a protein of 326 amino acids. Gene Ontology annotation, biological process: embryo development; regulation of transcription by RNA polymerase II. The transcript has 2 exons.